This is a messenger RNA of Anopheles aquasalis, 1839 nucleotides long. RefSeq lists its product as uncharacterized. The record is from RefSeq and is a predicted model, not a curated record. NCBI's taxonomy places the organism in Eukaryota, Metazoa, Arthropoda, Insecta, Diptera, Culicidae.
AUGGCCUGCCCGUCCACCGUCGUCCAGUGUGUCUGCUGCGAGCCUCAGGUACCUCAGCAAGCUCAGGAAUCUCAGCAACCUCAGGUACCUCAGGAAUCUCAGCAACCUCAGCAACCUCAGAAUGUUCCCGAUGGCUGUUUUACCUCCAACGAGACCACGAAGAUAAACUCUCCUAAGCCGCUGGAGGAACAGCUCUCGGUAACGGCGGAACCGAUGAAGAUGGUCCCCGGCGAAGGCCAGAACUACGAGUUACCGCCAAGCAGUUCUUAUCCUCCAGAGGGUGAAAGAAUGAUGGCCAGGGAUAUCCUCUUAGGUCUAAACGAAUUUCAUCGCAAGCCUUCAAAAAUACGACCCAAAAGUGCGUACACAACCUACUAUCAAAGUUUCUGUGACGAGUUGAGAACGCAGCAUCCCGAAGGGUCACCAUAUCCAUACCAUACCAUAGGUCAGCAGGUCAGGAGCGACGACAUGCCGGCCGGCGAUCCCAUACCAGCUUCGACGCAGCCCGAAAACAUGGCCUGCCCGUCUACCGUCGUCCAGUGUGUCUGCUGCGAGCCUCAGGUACCUCAGCAACCUCAGGAAUCUCAGCAACCUCAGCAACCUCAGAAUGUUCCCGAUGGCUGCCUUACCUCCAACGAGACCACGAAGAUAAACUCUCCUAAGCCGCUGGAGGAACAGCUCUCGGUAACGGCGGAACCGAUGAAGAUGGUCCCCGGCGGAUGCCAGAACUACGAGUUACCGCCAAGCAGUUCUUAUCCUCCAGAGGGUGAAAGAAUGAUGGCCAGGGAUAUCCUCUUAGGUCUAAACGAAUUUCAUCGCAAGCCUUCAAAAAUACGACCCAAAAGUGCGUACACAACCUACUAUCAAAGUUUCUGUGACGAGUUGAGGACGCAGCAUCCCGAAGGGUCACCAUAUCCAUACCAUACCAUAGGUCAGCAGGUCAGGAGCGACGAUAUGCCGGCCGGCGAUCCCAUACCAGCUUCGACGCAGCCCGAAAACAUGGCCUGCCCGUCUACCGUCGUCCAGUGUAUCUGCUGCGAGCCUCAGGUACCUCAGCAAGCUCAGGAAUCUCAGCAACCUCAGGUACCUCAGGAAUCUCAGCAACCUCAGCCACCUCAGAAUGUUCCCGAUGGCUGCCUUACCUCCAACGAGACCACGAAGAUAAACUCUCCUAAGCCGCUGGAGGAACAGCUCUCGGUAACGGCGGAACCGAUGAAGAUGGUCCCCGGCGAAGGCCAGAACUACGAGUUACCGCCAAGCAGUUCUUAUCCUCCAGAGGGUGAAAGAAUGAUGGCCAGGGAUAUCCUCUUAGGUCUAAACGAAUUUCAUCGCAAGCCUUCAAAAAUACGACGCAAAAGUGCGUACACAACCUACUAUCAAAGUUUCUGUGACGAGUUGAGGACGCAGCAUCCCGAAGGGUCACCAUAUCCAUACCAUACCAUAGGUCAGCAGGUCAGGAGCGACGAUAUGCCGGCCGGCGAUCCCAUACCAGCUUCGACGCAGCCCGAAAACAUGGCCUGCCCGUCUACCGUCGUCCAGUGUAUCUGCUGCGAGCCUCAGGUACCUCAGCAAGCUCAGGAAUCUCAGCAACCUCAGGUACCUCAGGAAUCUCAGCAACCUCAGCCACCUCAGAAUGUUCCCGAUGGCUGCCUUACCUCCAACGAGACCACGAAGAUAAACUCUCCUAAGCCGCUGGAGGAACAGCUCUCGGUAACGGCGGAACCGAUGAAGAUGGUCCCCGGCGAAGGCCAGAACUACGAGUUACCGCCAAGCAGUUCUUAUCCUCCAGAGGUGAUGAUAGCCCGUGGCUUGAAGCCGCGUGCCGAAGUGCCAAAUUGA